This is a messenger RNA of Ostrinia furnacalis (Asian corn borer), 3424 nucleotides long. RefSeq lists its product as uncharacterized. The record is from RefSeq and is a predicted model, not a curated record. Gene Ontology annotation, molecular function: acyltransferase activity, transferring groups other than amino-acyl groups. NCBI's taxonomy places the organism in Eukaryota, Metazoa, Arthropoda, Insecta, Lepidoptera, Crambidae. The transcript has 5 exons. The coding region runs from base 21 to 866 and encodes 281 amino acids.
UUUUGAAAUAUAAAGCAGAGAUGGAAAUCGUGCCCGAGGGAAAAAACUUUCGAUUGGUUACAGAAGACGAGCUCCCAGCGAUUGCCGAUAUUUUAGUGCAGUAUAUGCCUGAAUCUCUAAAGUUUCAUCAGACGAUUCAAACAUAUCUAAACAACAAGGUGUGGGACUUCCAUUUUUAUGUAGCGAAGAAUUGGCCUGAAGAUCCGAUUUGUCUCCAUUUUCCAGGGUGUACCAGUACGCCAAACAGGCUCCCUUAUGAAAGCGUGACGGUGUUCUGCCCAUCUGAGCGCGCCAGCCUGGUCGACCUGGUGACCUCUGAAGACGUGUUGUUGGACCUCACGCAACCCUUGUACCUGAACUUCACCCAUGAGGCCAUCGUCAACCGGUUCGAGAAGCACUAUGAGGCGCAUGACAAGAUCACCGGUGAUGUGUACGUCUGUGAUAAUCCCCCGGAGGACGCUAGCACUGAUGGACUGCCACCGGACGUGGAGCUAGUGCGGCUGGAGCCCGAGCACAUGAAGGCGGUGUACGACCUGUACCCGGCGAGCGACAUCGAGUGCCGCGAGGUGUUCGAGAAGCUGGUGGCCGAGCUGCCGGCCUACGGCAUCUUCGUGGAGGGCCAGCUCGCCGCCUGGAUGGUCCAGUCCUACUACGGCGCCAUGUUCUCCAUGCAAACGCGCCCCGAGUUCCGCAGGAAAGGAUACGGGAUCUACCUCGCCCGGCGCCUCACCAAGGAAGUCGCCGCCCGCGGGUACAAACCCUUCGUCGUCAUUCGUCCCGAAAACGACGCGUCCCGUUCCCUCUACACGAAACUCGGCUUCGAGAGACGCUUCAGAACGGUGCGCGCCGUUUUGCGCCCUCGCUAACGCGUUGAAAGUUGAUCACUAGCAGAUUUUAUUUUUUUAAGACUUUUGAAAAAUCAAUCUAGCUUGCGAUCUUUGAUCGCUUAGUGAAUUUUAGUAGUAGCUUUAAGAUUAGCGGCUGCCGCUCUCGGUCUGCGGCUCGGUACUCCCGAAUGAACAGCAGUUUCUCGAUUUCCGUACCUUCAAAUCUGCUCUUAGCGUUUUCAAAACUUUUCCCCUCAUUCUUACGAUGACAACGAAGUUGAAAUUUCUAAAAUUGUAGCUACGCGUUCUUGUCUUUGCUUCCCGACAGAACCGAGAGCGCCGGCCGCACGCUGCGUUCUCCGGCGCCAGCCUAGUCACUGAUCUCAACGAUUCUAACGUGCCAAGAUCCGUUCCGAACCUGAUCAAUUUGGUUAUUCAACAACGUUACUAUGAUGCGCAAUAAAUUGCAUUUUCGAGCUCUACAAUGAUGUAGUUAACGCUAAAGAAUAGCACAUAUGCGAGCAAAAUGCGAAAAACAGGUAGUUAUAGAAAUUAAUGAAAUGUAGAGUCGACUACGCUGAAAUAAAAAAUCGUUAAUCCAUUCGUGACAAUAAGUGGUAUUAAUAUAUUGUUUGGAAACGUAUCGGACGGAACUGCUAUAGGUAUAUGAACAAAGUUAAUAAGGUUCCCCAAGCUCUUGGCAUCGUUAGCUCAUUUAGGCGAAUGCUUCAUUACCACUCGUUGAUCGAUCGGAAACUGUUCUGUCUCAUGGUUUAAAAAAUUUUGGGACCCGUUAUGACCUGUGUGAUAAAACGUUAGGUAAUGUGUACAUGUUGAAAGAUUACAUGUUAAGGUGUGAGUACAUGAGAAAGAAAGGUUGCCGUUACUGCACCCCAGUUUGCACAAUUCAAAAAAAAUUCAAGCACCGUAAUGUUAUCCUGACUCAGUAUGAUUACUAUCAAUACUGUUUUCUGAAAUUGUAUUUGUCAACAAUAUUAUUUCAAUGAUUAUGACAAUAGAACUGUAUUAUAAUUUUGAAUACAUAUACUUAACGUUUGUGUUGAAAAGGUGACUUUGGAAAAUUAACUUUUGUCUGUGCAAAGAGAAAAGUUCGAAACUGAAAACUGGCUUCAGUCUUUUGAAAAUACUCUCCUCUAUUUGUCUGUUUAAUUACAACUUUCAUGUAUAGCUAGUUUUCAGUUUCAACUUUUCAGGGUAGACUGGAUUUUUAUAUAAGUGAAACAUUGUUGGAAUAAAGUGAAAACAUUUAAAAUUUCAUACGAAAGUAGAUAGGUAGGUAUUUUAAUAUGGGAAUAUAUUUUACAACUCUUAUUGACUACUUAUAUAUUGAGGUUUGCUAUGCAUAUACCAUGCUUAGAUAUUAAUUUUUCAUUCAGUUUAAUGAAUUGUGUGAUAUGAUAUUGCUUUGGGUUCGUUAGUUUACCUUAGAUUUUGGAGUAACCCCAUAAAGACUGGUGUGUAGGAUAUACCAAAGAUUACUAGAAGAGAGGGUUUGAGAAUGACUAGAAAGUGAAAUUGAGUUUAUUAUACCGACGUUUUUGAGGUAAUAACUUGGAAAUAAAUUAUAUUUUACCACCCCAUUCAUUAAGUCGUGUAUUUUGACUAAGCUCUAGUUUACAUCCUAAUCUCUCAAUUGACUUCGAAUUUGAUACAAUGAUUGGUAUCAGCACCUAUUGUAAGUACUUAUUUAUUUAUUUAUCCCUCUUUGUACCUAAUAAUUAUUAAUAUUUCUUGUAUAAUUUAAUUUGAAUGUAGAGUAUUAAUUUAUUAUUUAAUGCUAAGUUAUAUUCGUUUCUCAGACGGACUAAGGUAAAAUUGGCAAAGUUAAUGUCAAAUUUUGCUCAAUACAGGGAGCUUCCACCGAUAUUUGAAAUAAAAUAAGACUCAUUUGAAACGAAAUUAUUGCCAAAUUGUUAACUAUCGGCGUAUAUCGUUAAAUGAAUUGUGCUUGUCCUUAGUCGCGAGAAAUAAAUGGACGAAAUCUAUCUCCUAGGAUAAUAAUCUUUAAAGAUAUUCUAUGCAUUGUUUUAUCAUCAUAAUAUAAAUAUCCCGAAAAAGCAGAUUGCAUUUACGUCCGUACAGUUCAUAAUUUUGUUGAAAAACUUUUUAAACAUUUUACUUUGGUACUUUACAGCCCUUCUGGGCUUUAAAUAAAAUAAUAACUUAAUACACAAACUACCUGUGGGUCGUAAUGAAAACAAGUCUCUAGAAAACAAGUGAAAUACGUUUUCCAUCAAAAUUAUGAGCUAUAUGGCCCGGUUUAAGACUGAUCGUAUAGCGUGAUCUGCUUAUUUGGAGCCAGUCAUUAACAUGCAAUCAUGCUACAAGCUUUCCUACUUCCUAAGUAGGUAAAUACCUACACGUCUAAUAAGUAGUUCGUGAUUUCUUGAAAUUAUUAAAUUGUAAGAGCAUUUUUCCGUACAUUUCCCUCGUAAAACAAAAGGACAGGUGUUCCGUCCUCGCAACUGCAGAGGAGACAGCAAUGUUUUAAUCUUCUGCGGCAAUAUAGAUGAAGGAUGUAGUGUCCAUUCUGUAUUGUUUAUCAGUUUAUCACCUACCUACCUUGCAAAGGUAUC